This is a messenger RNA of Dipodomys spectabilis (banner-tailed kangaroo rat), 989 nucleotides long. It is a transcript of the gene Mrnip, whose product is annotated as MRN complex interacting protein. The transcript has 5 exons. NCBI's taxonomy places the organism in Eukaryota, Metazoa, Chordata, Mammalia, Rodentia, Heteromyidae. The coding region runs from base 95 to 859 and encodes 254 amino acids. Gene Ontology annotation, molecular function: chromatin binding. Gene Ontology annotation, biological process: mitotic G2 DNA damage checkpoint signaling. The record is from RefSeq and is a predicted model, not a curated record. Gene Ontology annotation, cellular component: nucleus.
GGGCGCCGGGGCCUAGAGGGGCCGAAGCUGGUACCUAAGGCGGAGCUGGGUCGUGGAGCGCACGCGCACGCGCACGCGCACGGCGGGCGUCCGUAUGGCGUCGGCCCAGCGGUCUCGGGUCCUCCGGUGCUGCAGUUGCCGUCUCUUCCAGGCUCACCAGGUGAAAAAGAGUCUGAAAUGGACGUGCAAGGCUUGUGGAGAGAAACAGUCCCUCCUGCGGACCUACGGUGAGGGCUCUGGUGCUGACUGCAGACGCCAUGUCCAAAAAUUAAAUCUGCUGCAGGGACAGGCUUCCGAGCUGCCAUUCAGGUGUGUGAACCCUGCCAGUGAAGUGCGUGCCACUGAAGAUGAUGCAGGCCAGCCACAGGAUGAGAAUCGCAGUCUGCAGGACCAUGCUGGCCUGCUGGGAAUGGAGCUACAAGUCAGCCUCUGGAACUCUUCGCACAGCCACACCAGGGAGCUUGGUGGUCCUCAAUGGAAACCAGGUCCUGCGUCCUACAGUAAAGCUUCAUCUUCUAAGUGGGCACGAUUUCUCUCAUCACCUGGAAACAGCUCACAUGUGGACACAGAGCCAGCAAGACCACUCCUGAGGGGCCCCAGUCCAACAUAUGCUGAGCAAGAGACUCCUGAGACUGAAACCUCAGGAAAAGUUUGCUCAAGUUGGCCGCUUGCCACCAUCCAGCUUCCUCAGGCCACAUGCAGCCCAGAGAGUCCCAUCAGGAAGAACCUCGAGGGAUCAUGGGACACAGCAACUCCUUGGGUGCAGGCAAAGCCUUUGGACCAAGAAACACAGAAGGCCCCAUCAGUGAGCCCAUGCAACCUCUUUACAACUGGGGAAGACUUUGAUGAUGACCUGUGAACUGAGGUCAUCACUAGCUCUCUCAUUUUUAGACUACAUUCUGACACAAGAGCUUGAGUCCACAAUUAUUAAAACAUUUUUCACUGCAACCAGUAAAGGACCGCAACCUUGAUUAAAGUGUUUAACCUAA